This is a messenger RNA of Echinostoma caproni, 288 nucleotides long. The record is from the annotation of a GenBank genome assembly. Lineage: Eukaryota; Metazoa; Platyhelminthes; Trematoda; Plagiorchiida; Echinostomatidae.
AUGCUUGAUCAUAUGAGAGCAUUUCGCGAGGUGCAAGGUCGAUCCAAACGGGGUCACACGGAGUCGGGACCGAAUUCCAUACAGGAUCCGACCGAACGUGUAGCCAGAUUGGCUACGAAAAGUCUCACUGCAAUGGAGGAUCGAUUGCACGGUAAAAUUACCGAACACGACGGGUUUAGCCAAAUUCUUCCAAUGUCAGCCGAGGGUCAGGUGGACGCACUGAUCAACGAGGCCACAGAUGUGAACCAGUUAUGCCAAAUGUACAAAGGAUGGAUGCCAUUUUUAUAA